UCAUGUCGACGGAGCGGCUCAUCGACGAGGGGGCCGCGGUGGCGGGGGCGGUCCCUCGGGCCGCGUCGCAGCGGCAGUGCCUCGAAUCGGACUGGAUUUUCGACGAGCUCCCCGCGGCCACCAUCGUCUCCGUGUCGCGGCCGGAGACCGGCGAGUUCAGCCCCAUGCUCCUCUCCUACACCAUCGAAUUGCAGUACAGACAGUUUAAGUGGCAUUUAUGGAAGAAAGCUUCACAAGUUCUCUACCUACAUUUCGCUCUGAAGAAGCGUGCCCUUAUUGAGGAAUUUUAUGAGAAGCAAGAACAGGUUAAAGAAUGGCUUCAAAGCUUAGGCAUCGUAGACCAGAUGGCUGUGGUGCCAGAUGUUGAUGAACCCGAUGAUGGAGCUGUACCUCUAAAUACUGAAGAGAGGUCUAAAGCAAGGAAUGUUCCAUCAAAAGCUGUUUUGCCCAUCAUACGCCCAUCACUGGGGAGGCAGCAGACAGUUUCAGACACUGCAAAGGUGGCCAUGCAGAAUUAUUUGAACCACUUUCUGGGGAACUUGGAUAUCGUAAAUUCUCGAGAGGUUUGCAAAUUUUUGGAGGUCUCUAAGUUGUCAUUUUCGUCGGAGUAUGGUCCAAAGUUGAAAGAAGGUUAUGUAAUGGUGAAGCAUUUACCACAACUCUCAAAGGACAAUAGAGAAAUAAGUUGUUGGCCUUGUCAGUGGUUUGGCUGUUGCAGCAACAGCUGGCAAAAGGUGUGGGCUGUUCUAAAACCUGGAUUUUUGGCAUUUCUGGAAGAUCCACUUGACACGGAACCCUUGGAUAUACUUGUCUUUGAUGUACUACCGGUCUUGCGAGGAAAGGAAAGUUCUGAUACAAAAGGAAGUUCUCGGUUAUCCUUGACUGAUCAGACAAAGGAACGAAAUCCUCUAUACUAUGGUUUCAAGGUUUCAUGUGGGAAUCGCUCCAUAAACUUGCGGACAACGAGUCCCGGUAAAGUCAGAGAUUGGAUUUCUGCCAUUAGUGAUGCUGCUCUAAAGCCUCCAGAAGGUUGGUGUCAUCCCCAUCGCUAUGGUUCCUUCGCUCCUCCUAGGGGUCUGAAUGAAGAUGGGAGUCAGGCUCAGUGGUUUAUAGAUGGGGAGGCAGCUUUUGGAGCAGUUGCUUCUGCAAUAGAAGAUGCUAAAUUUGAGAUAUUCAUUACUGGGUGGUGGCUUUGCCCUGAAUUGUAUCUGAGACGUCCUUUUGAUAAGCUUUCUUCCUCCAGGCUUGAUGCAUUACUAGAAGCAAAGGCUAAGCAAGGAGUUCAGAUUUACAUCCUUCUUUACAAGGAGGUUUCUAUUGCUUUAAAAAUCAACAGUAUGUAUAGUAAAAAGAAGCUCCUUGACAUCCAUGAGAAUGUGAAGGUGCUGCGAUAUCCUGAUCACUUGUCUACUGGAGUUUAUCUAUGGUCACACCAUGAAAAACUUGUCAUUGUCGACUACCAAAUCUGCUUUCUUGGAGGACUAGAUCUAUGCUUUGGCCGUUUUGACACCAUUGAUCAUAAAGUGGGCGAUUGCCCUCCUUCUAUAUGGCCUGGAAAGGAUUAUUACAAUCCCAGAGAAUCUGAACCAAAUUCCUGGGAAGACACAAUGAUGGAUGAGCUGGAGCGAGAAAAAUAUCCCCGCAUGCCAUGGCAUGAUGUACAUUGCGCUCUCUGGGGACCACCUUGCCGAGAUGUUGCUAGGCAUUUUGUCCAGCGCUGGAACCAUGCCAAGAGAAACAAAGCUCCAAAUGAGCAAACAAUCCCUUUACUCAUUCCUCGCCACUAUAUGGUCCUCCCUCAUUAUAUGGGAAGAAGCAGCGAGAUCAGCAUCAAAAGUACAAAUGCAGAAGAAAACCACCACGGCCAUAGCAGGCGUAACUCCUUUUCCUCAGAGUCACCACUGGAUGAUAUCCCGUUACUUCUACCACAAGAAGCUGAUCAGCAAAGCAGUUUUGAUCUUGACCAUAAGCCAAAUGGCCCCCAUGCACACCGGAAUCAUCAUGUCAAACCAUCCGUUGCUUGCGAAAGUCUUUUACUUACUUUCCUGAAGUCCAAAGCUGACGAUUCUGUUAAGGAUACUCAGAUGAAAGGUUUUGUUGAUGAAGUUGAUUGCCUCGAAUGUGAAAGAGAAAAUCUGCCCGAGGUUGCACAAUUUAGCACGAUACUUGUGGAUGAGCAGCGGGAGACUUCAGAUGAGGGUGACGAUGAUGUGGCAACUGGAGAUGGACAAGUCGGUCCACGCGUCACUUGUCGAUGUCAGGUUGUCAGGAGUGCAAGCCAGUGGUCAGCGGGAACAAGCCAAACAGAAGAGAGUAUUCACAAGGCUUGUUGUUCUCUUAUAGAGAAAGCGGAGCACUUUGUUUAUGUAGAGAAUCAAUUCUUCAUAUCAGGUCUUGCAAGGGAUGAGACUAUACAGAAUCGUGUUCUUGAUGCUUUAUACAAGCGCAUUUUGCAAGCACACAAAGAGAAAAACAGUUUCCGUGUUAUCAUUGUCCUACCUCUUUUACCUGGAUUUCAGGGAGGCAUUGAUGAUGGUGGAGCAGCUACAGUUAGAGCAAUUAUGCAUUGGCAAUAUCGAACCAUUAGCAGAGGAAAGACCUCAAUAUUGCACAAUCUCAAAGAAGCGCUUGGUGAUAAGACAGAAGACUAUAUUUCCUUCUAUGGUCUACGAUCUUAUGGUAGACUCUCUGAUCGGGGCCCCGUGGCAACAAGUCAGGUGUAUGUGCACAGUAAAGUCAUGAUUAUAGAUGAUCGGGUGUCCUUUAUUGGAUCCUCAAAUAUCAAUGAUAGGAGUUUACUAGGAUCAAGAGACUCCGAGAUUGGGGUAAUAAUUGAAGAUAAGGAGUUUGUGGAGUCAUCUAUUAAUGGAGAGCCGUGGAAGGCGGGAAAGUUUUCUCACAGUCUCAGGUGUUCGCUAUGGUCGGAACACUUAGGACUUCAUCCUGGAGAGAUCCACCAAAUAAAGGAUCCCAUUGCCGAUGCAACGUACAGGGACUUGUGGUCGGCAACUGCAAAGGCGAACUCCAAAAUUUACCAUGACGUGUUUGCUUGCAUCCCUAAUGACAACAUCCAGUCAAGAGCAUCAUUGAGACACAACAUGGCCCACUGGAAAGACAAGAUCGGGCACACCACUAUCGAUCUAGGAAUCGCACCCGAGAAGCUGGAGAGCACCGACGACGAAGACGCCAAAGAGACGGACCCAAUGGAGAGACUGAGAUUGGUCAGGGGGCAUCUCGUGACCUUCCCACUGGAGUUCAUGAACCAAGAAGAUCUGAGGCCGAUGCUGAUAGAGGGCGAGUUCUACGCAUCGCCGCAAGUAUUUCAUUAAGCAACAAAUACGGUAGCAGUUGUAGGAGAGAAAACAUUCGUAUUCAUACAUACUCAAAAAAGUUAGAUCAUUAUAGUAGGUCCAAGAAAUUGUAUAGUAAUUACAAAAGCAAUAAUUGGAGGGAGGAACGCUAACAUGGGAGUCGAGUCGACGAGUCUAACCAAAUGCCGCAUUGGCUGUGAUUCAAAGUCUGUACAAAUAGCAAGCAAAUUAAUCUAUGCAAUUUUUUUGAUAAUAUGUACAGGAAGUGUGUUUGUAUGAACAUGAGAUUGCCAUUGCUGCGUAAGUAUACACAAUCA
This is a messenger RNA of Syzygium oleosum, 3628 nucleotides long. RefSeq names its product phospholipase D zeta 1-like. The record is from RefSeq and is a predicted model, not a curated record. Gene Ontology annotation, cellular component: plasma membrane. The transcript is spliced from 20 exons. Gene Ontology annotation, biological process: intracellular signal transduction; phospholipid catabolic process; phosphatidic acid biosynthetic process. Gene Ontology annotation, molecular function: D-type glycerophospholipase activity. NCBI's taxonomy places the organism in Eukaryota, Viridiplantae, Streptophyta, Magnoliopsida, Myrtales, Myrtaceae. Bases 3 to 3329 code for a protein of 1108 amino acids.